AUGAGCAGCAGCGCAGUUCCAGGAGGUGCUAAAACCUUGGCCAAAAGAAAGGCCACCCAAGAAAACAAGCUCAAACAACAACUCCAAAGUCAACCAACUUCUACGCGUGCCGCAGGAGCUGGUGGUUCGUCUUCUACCAUGCUGAAAAUUUACACCGACGAAAGUCAAGGUUUCAAGAUCGAUCCAUUGGUUGUGCUUGUUUUGGCUGUUUCGUUCAUCUUUUCUGUUGUGUUAUUGCAUGUGUUGGCCAAAGUCACCGGCAAGUUCUUUUAA
Messenger RNA from Ogataea philodendri, 273 nucleotides. RefSeq lists its product as uncharacterized. Lineage: Eukaryota; Fungi; Ascomycota; Pichiomycetes; Pichiales; Pichiaceae. The record is from RefSeq and is a predicted model, not a curated record. The coding region runs from base 1 to 273 and encodes 90 amino acids. Gene Ontology annotation, biological process: intracellular protein transport. The transcript has a single exon. Gene Ontology annotation, cellular component: Sec61 translocon complex.